CAACUUGGCGCCGUAGAUUUCGUUAGAGCUCAAUUCGCCAUUUUUGACUGAUGGGGGGGAAAAAAGCCUCAAAUGUCCAACGACUGGAUUUUAUAAACACUUUGUCGUUUUUUUUCUUCCUGAAAAUAGACUGUUAGCUUUACUUCUGCACUGCAUUUGUCAUACGUUCGGCCUCACGCAGUGUGCGAUGGAUGUGCCUGUUGUCAAUGAGGACAGUUUGUGUUGCCUGUUGGCCUCCUGUGUGUGUGUGUGUGUGUGUUGUGUGUGUUUAUUUUUGAGUUGUUGUUGUUGGGGUUUUUUUGUUUUGUUUUGUUUUUUUUUGCAUCAUCAGAAGCUAAUUUAAUUACAUUAACGACAAAAUUAUAGUAUUGUUUUUACAGUCCAAGCAGCCAGAGCAGCAUUUCACUGAUUAUUUUUUAAAUUACUUUGAGAAUCUUCUUCAUUUUUGAUAUCAGGGCAACACUUUAUCACUGUAUGACAACCAUCAUUAAGAAAUGUAAGCGCCUGGUGGUGGUCGUCCCCAACGAGAGCUCCUACCCAGCGGUGCGGCGUGCCUACACCAGCGAGGACGAGGCAUGGAGGUCGUACCUGGAGAACCCGCUGACGGCGGCCACCAAGGCCAUGAUGAGCAUCAACGGGGACGAGGACAGCGCCAACGCCCUGGGGCUGCUCUACGACUACUACAAGGUGCCCAAAGAGAAGAGGCUCCUGCCGGUCCCCAAAAUCAUUGAAAUGACAGAGGAGCAGGAGAAGAGAUCUACGUUGCAGAGCAACUCCAGCAGCCAAAGCGAGGUAGAGACCGUGGACAACCGCGUUCAGGUCCUCAAAUCUGUUCCCGUCAACCUGUCGCUGAACACAGAGCAGCAGGAGGCCAAACGGGAGCAGUUCAUCAGCUCCGCUGGUGCAGGGGUGGCGUCAGGGGAGGGAGGCGUGCCGGCUGUGGCCGUGGUGAAGGCCGAGAUGUACGCGCCCGUCUUCAUGGCGGGGGCGGGGCUUCACUACAGGAUGGAGGGAGAGGAGUCUGCGAGGGUGGUCUACGAACAGAGUCCGUACGAGGUGACCGCCGUCAGUCACAGCUCGUAUGUGAAGGAGGACCAGCAGAGUCCGCCGGACAGCCCCUACGAGGAGGAGAGAGACGGGAAGUACCACACACCCGCCUCUCUGCCUACAGAGGACUUCUUAUUUCACCAGGAGGGAGUCGACAGCUUCCAGUACACACUGGACGCCACUCGCUCUUUGCGGCAGAAGCAGGGCGAGGGGCCGAUGACCUACCUGAACAAGGGCCAGUUCUACGCUGUGACGCUCAACGAGCUCAGCGCCAACAAACGCCUCCGUCAUCCCAUCAGCAAAGUCCGGAGCGUGAUCAUGGUGGUGUUCAGCGAGGACAAGAACCGAGACGAGCAGCUCAAAUACUGGAAGUACUGGCACUCUCGGCAGCACACGGCCAAACAGAGAGUCUUAGACAUCGCGGAUUACAAGGAGAGCUUCAACACCAUUGGCAACAUCGAAGAAAUCGCCUACAACGCCAUCUCCUUCACCUGGGACGUGAACGAAGAGGCCAAGAUCUUCAUCACGGUCAACUGUCUGAGUACAGACUUCUCCUCUCAGAAGGGGGUCAAGGGUCUUCCUCUGAUGAUCCAGAUCGACACGUACAGCUACAACAACCGCAGCAACAAGCCGCUGCACAGGGCCUACUCGCAGAUCAAGGUCUUCUGUGACAAGGGAGCGGAGAGGAAGAUAAGGGAUGAAGAGAGAAAACUGUUCCGCAAGAAGUCAAAAGGGAAAGAUGGAGGCGUCGGCGUGAUAACGGCUCCCAAGAAGUCCGACACCACCUAUUUCAAGACCAUGACCGACCUGGAGGCUCAGCCUGUUCUCUUUAUCCCCGACGUUCACUUCGGCAACCUGCAGAGGGCCGGACAGGUGUUCACCUUCAACACGGAGGAGAUGGAGAGAGAAGGAAGCGUGCUGGUGAAGAGGAUGUUCAGGCCGUCGGACGAGGACCUGUGCCCGUCACCUCACAAACAGAUCAAAGAGGAGACGCACAAGAGAGUGCUGUUGUACGUGAGAAAGGAGACGGACGAGGUGUUUGACGCCCUGAUGCUGAAGUCUCCCACGCUCAGAGGCCUGAUGGACGCUAUAUCGGAGAAGUACGGCGUGCCCACAGAGAGGGUGGCCAAAGUGUACAAGAAAAGUAAAAAAGGGAUCCUGGUGAACAUGGACGACAACAUCAUCGAGCAUUACUCCAACGAAGACACCUUCAUCCUCAACAUCGAGAGCUAUGCGGACGCCUACAAGAUCACGCUGACGGAGAUCUGACGGCUCGCCGGCCGACCCGAAGGGCUUUGCAGGUAGAGACCAGAACUGUGACCGCCGGUUGGCUGAAAAAUCUACGAGGCUGCUAUUGAUUGGUUCAUAAGCUGACUGACAGUAUUGGAGACGGUCCGUUGGUGGACGCGCCGAGGUCAACGUCGACACACCUGAUCCUUCUCUGACACUGUUACACCAUGAAGCAAGUUGGGACGUUCUGUGACGGAAAAGGACACCAAAUAAAAAAGUGGACAUCAUAGGAUGUGUUUUUUAUGAACUGGUUAUAUUUACUUGUACAUGUCCUCCAUGAUUUAUAUUGUGUAAAAUACUAAUGCUUAUAUUCUGUACAGUGCCGUGUUUUUGCCAAAUAACUCAUCAGGAGUGUGGAAGCCCUGAUGUACAUACUGUAUGUAGCUGUAGCUUGAAUUAGUCGGUCCUCAGUAACUUAGCAGCUUCUCUUGCAUGCCAGCCUUUGUUUUAUUGUUAGAUGUGUUAUUAUUUAUUAAUGCCUUUUAAUGACAAUUUUUUGACAUUUCUUUAGCAAUGUAUCCAUGAAUUUCAAGUACUUUACAUUUCAGUGACUUUUUUUUUCAUAGUCCACCUCUUAAAGAGUACUCAAGGAGUAUUUAAAUGGAUUAUCUCUGAUUUUCAGCCAUGACAUACUCUUCCCAUGUCAACAAAUAGCCAAAGUGGGACCUUAUUAUUAUGGCACUUGGUUGUUGUGUAGUUCUCUGGCUAUGUUGAAAAAAAUGAAUAAAGAUACAAACAGAAACGUGUUGUUAAA
Molecule: messenger RNA, 3091 nt
Organism: Acanthopagrus latus (yellowfin seabream)
Lineage: Eukaryota; Metazoa; Chordata; Actinopteri; Spariformes; Sparidae
Gene: grhl2b
Product: grainyhead-like transcription factor 2b
Exons: 16
Coding region: 475-2316 (613 amino acids)
Biological process (GO): regulation of transcription by RNA polymerase II; neural tube development; brain development
Cellular component (GO): nucleus
Molecular function (GO): RNA polymerase II cis-regulatory region sequence-specific DNA binding; DNA-binding transcription activator activity, RNA polymerase II-specific
Source: RefSeq, a predicted model, not a curated record